Molecule: messenger RNA, 414 nt
Organism: Caenorhabditis briggsae
Lineage: Eukaryota; Metazoa; Nematoda; Chromadorea; Rhabditida; Rhabditidae
Exons: 3
Coding region: 1-414 (137 amino acids)
Source: RefSeq, a predicted model, not a curated record
AUGUACAGGGCAGCUGGUCUAGUUGCUCUAUUGGCAUUAUAUGGGCAGGCCGUACUAGUAGAAGAAUGGGAUAACAUCAAUGUACCAUCGACUAUUUACUUGAAUUUGGGAGCCAAUGCAACCAUUGGGCUUCCUGUGAGCGCAAACUACCGUCGGGAAAUCCGUAACUGCACAACAACAUGUAAUUAUGAUGAACAAUUAUACAGAGUCUGUAAUGAAAAGAACAAAAAGACUUGUGGAUAUUGGGAAAGUGUCAAGACAAAGAAAAAGGUUGCAUCGGGAAAAACGACGUAUAACAAGAACAAGAAGGCGUUGAUCAUUAAGAAUAUGAAGGAGUCGGAUUUCGGAAAAUAUAUGACUGGAAAUAAGAAGACGUCGAGAUAUGUUGAGCAAAUUGUGUCGUUUGGAAAAUAA